Adelges cooleyi (spruce gall adelgid) is the source of this 2186-nucleotide messenger RNA. It is a transcript of the gene hpo, whose product is annotated as serine/threonine-protein kinase 3. The record is from RefSeq and is a predicted model, not a curated record. Bases 197 to 1759 code for a protein of 520 amino acids. Gene Ontology annotation, biological process: protein tetramerization; protein phosphorylation; intracellular signal transduction. Lineage: Eukaryota; Metazoa; Arthropoda; Insecta; Hemiptera; Adelgidae. Gene Ontology annotation, molecular function: protein serine/threonine kinase activity; ATP binding. The transcript is spliced from 12 exons. Gene Ontology annotation, cellular component: cytoplasm.
UAAUGAUUUCCGUACAAUUUAUGAUUUAAUUGUUAUUAUUAAAAUUCUAAAAAGUUUUGUUUUCGUUUGAUUUUUUCAUUUUUGUCUUCAUGGAUUUUGUAAAUAAUAUGUACUUAUAAUUUGUAUUAAAUAUACCUCAAAUUGCUUGAUGAGUAGUGGAGAUUUGUGAUGUAAAUUAUAAAACCGACAAAUAAAAAUGUCUUCGAAAAGCGAAUUGAAAAAGUUGUCCGAAGAGAGUUUAACUAGGCAACCCGAAGAAGUGUUUGAUAUUAUAUGUAAACUUGGAGAAGGAUCAUAUGGAAGUGUUUAUAAAGCUCUACAUAAGGAAUCUGGUCAAGUCUUAGCUAUUAAACAAGUGCCAGUUGAUACAGACCUUCAGGAGAUAAUAAAAGAAAUUUCAAUAAUGCAACAAUGUGAUAGUCCUUAUGUUGUCAAAUAUUAUGGAUCAUAUUUUAAAAAUACUGAUCUAUGGAUUGUAAUGGAAUAUUGUGGUGCUGGGUCAGUAUCGGACAUCAUGAGGUUGCGAAAAAAAACUCUGUCAGAAGAUGAAAUAGCAACCAUAUUAUCAGAUACGCUUAAAGGAUUAGAAUAUUUACAUUUACGGAGAAAAAUACAUCGAGACAUUAAAGCUGGAAAUAUUUUGUUAAAUUCUGAAGGCCAUGCCAAACUGGCUGAUUUUGGAGUAGCCGGACAAUUGACUGACACUAUGGCCAAAAGAAACACUGUUAUAGGAACUCCAUUUUGGAUGGCACCAGAAGUUAUCCAAGAAAUAGGUUAUGAUUGUGUUGCUGAUAUGUGGAGUUUAGGAAUAACUGCGUUGGAAAUGGCAGAAGGAAAACCACCUUAUGGAGAUAUUCAUCCAAUGCGUGCCAUAUUUAUGAUACCGACCAAACCACCUCCAUCGUUUCGAGAACCUGAUAAGUGGUCACCUGAAUUUAUUGAUUUUGUUAGUCAGUGUUUAGUUAAAAAUCCUGAAGAAAGAGCAACCGCUUCUAAAAUGUUGGAACAUGAAUUUAUAGGAAAUGGUAAACCACCAGAAAUUUUAAGUCAAAUGAUAGCUGAAGCUAGAGAAAUUAGAGAAAAUCAAAAUCUUCGCUCAAAUACAUUAUCUUGUGUAAUAACUUCUACGGAACCUAAAGAUCAAAAUUUAAAAGAUGAUGACAUUGAUAGUCGUACAAUGAUAGUAGAUGAAGGUACCCUUGUACCAGAUAAAUCAAAGGGUACAAGUUUAAAAAGUAAUUCAUUAAUUGAAGAAUUACGAACAAUGGUUAUCAAUAGUGACGGAGAAGAUGACUCUACAAUGAAAAGGCAUGAUACUGGUCCAGAAGAGUCAGGAAAAAAGUACAGACCUUUAUUUUUGGAUCAUUUUGAUAAGAAAAUAGCAGAAAAGUCAAAAGCUGACAAUUUAGUAGAAAAUAAAUUAUUUAAUGAGAUUUCUAGUUCUGCACAAGAUUCAACUCAGACCAUAGACCCUGAUAAAACAAUAUCGUCCAAUCAAUUUCCUAUGCCAUCAAAUAAUUGUAGACCUGAUGCAAAUGUACAAGCCGUGGCCCAACAAAAUCGAUACUACUCGCCAAUUGUUGAAGGAGAUUUUGAAUUCUUAAAAUUUUUAAGUUUUGAUGACUUACAACAAAGAAUGUCAAAUUUGGAUUCUGAAAUGGAACAUGAAAUUGAUGAACUACGACAUCGGUACCAAACAAAACGCCAACCAAUAUUAGACGCAAUGGAUCAAAAACGAAAAAGGCAACAGAACUUUUGACGUGUUUUAUUAAUUAUUGCAACUACAACGAACUCAUUUUCAAACAUUAAAACAAUUAUAAUUUAACUAAAGACUUUACACUAGUAAGGUGCUAUUAUUAUUGCUUGUUAAUACUAAGACAGGUGUAACAUAGAUACACAUUUUCUCAUAACUUCUAUGGUUGACAACAUAAAAGUAUGUAUGUAAAUUUGUAUCGUUUUAAUAGCUUUAAAAAAAAAUCUAAGUCAUUUUUACUGUUUUUAGUAUUAUUAUUAUUGGCAAUAAUUUAUUGAGUUAUUAAAAUUCUUUUAAGUAUCAGUUGUACCUAAAUUAUCUAUAUUUUGAAUGUGAUUUUUCUUGAUAAAAGUUUUAACUUCUUUACACUUUUUCAAUAAUCAAAAUAUAAUUUAAUAAUUCAUGUUAUACAUUGGAAGUUAUAUUUUUUUAA